GUAGAAGGUUAAAGUUGCACUCAGGGAUAACAACAUCUCGGCGCUUCCAUGAUGGACAGAGGGGAAUAAAGGGAGCCUAAACAGCUCUGUGUGUUGUUGCUUGUAAGUUGACGAAAGAGUAACAAGAGCAAUGGAGGUCACGGCUGUUUGUGUAUAGAAACUGCUUCGGUUUGUAACUAUCGGACUGCGGACUGAGAUAAAGAACCACCGGAUGAAGAAGCGUUCACAGGAUGGCAGGAGUGUUCGAUAUAGACUUGGAAACGGAGGACGUCAGUGAAACAGAGGAUGAUGUCUGCGACUUCACUGUAACAGAAGCAGACAAUGUGCAGACAGAGGAGGUGGAGUUGACCAGUGAAAGUGUCAACAGAGACUGUGAGAGAGUUGGACCUGACUGCUUUGAGCUUCUUACUGUGCUUGGAAAAGGAGCCUAUGGCAAGGUUUUCCAAGUGAGGAAGGUUCAAGGUGCUCAGACGGGGAACAUAUUUGCCAUGAAGGUCCUGAAAAAGGCCAAGAUAGUGUGUAAUGCUAAAGACACGGCCCAUACACGAGCAGAGCGGGAGAUCCUAGAGACGGUGAGACACCCUUUCAUCGUGGAUCUGCUCUACGCCUUUCAGACUGGAGGAAAACUCUACCUCAUACUGGAGUGUCUGAGUGGAGGGGAGCUGUUCAUGCAGCUAGAGAAGGAAGGCAUCUUCAUGGAGGACACUGCUUGUUUCUAUCUAGGAGAGAUCACAUUGGCUCUAGGCCACCUCCACUCUAACGGGAUUAUUUACCGAGACCUCAAACCGGAAAACAUCAUGCUUAAUCACCAAGGACACAUCAAGCUAACUGACUUUGGCCUCUGUAAGGAAUCGAUUCAUGAUGGAACUGUCACACACACCUUCUGUGGCACCAUAGAGUACAUGGCUCCAGAGAUCCUGACCAGGUCGGGUCACAACAGAGCAGUAGACUGGUGGAGCCUUGGGGCCCUGAUGUACGAUAUGAUGACUGGAUCGCCUCCAUUCACAGCUGAAAACAAGAAGAAGACCAUUGAUAAGAUCUUGAAGUGUAAACUCAAUCUGCCCCCAUAUCUUACCAUCGAUGCCAGGGACCUCAUCAAGAAGUUGCUGAAGAAGAGUCCAUCCCAAAGACUUGGCUCCAGUACAGCAGACUGCGCUGAUAUCCAGAAACAUCCGUUCUUCAGACACAUCAACUGGGCUGACCUGCUGAACAAGACCAUAGAGCCGCCUUACAAGCCACAACUACAGUCGGACGAGGAUGUAAGCCAGUUUGAUACCAGAUUUACCAGACAGACCCCGGUGGACAGUCCAGACGACACUUCGCUCGGCCACAGUGCAGAGCUUGCCUUUGCUGGUUUCACCUACGUGGCUCCGUCGGUCCUAGAGAGUCUGAAAGAAGGCUUCUCAUUCGAACCACGAACACGACCUGUACGCCGACACAACAGCAGCCCACGCACACCCAUCAGUCCUAUGAAAUUUUCCCCAGCCGGACCUUUCAAGUCCAGCAUGGACAGCGAGCCGGAUCUUUUCUCUCCCACUUCUCCACCAGCAGCUCCAGCUCAUGUGUCACUAGAGAAUGGAGCGGCCAGUCAGCCGAUCAAGACGCCUUCGAGGAACAAGAAGCAGAAGGGACAUCGUAGAUGAGGUGAAAUCUUCAAGGAGCUAGGCUGCGCUGCAAAACCAGAGUAAGAUUUUUCCUGGUGUAUAGUAAGCGCUGAGGCACAGAGCUGAAGCGUUUUUGCUGGCGUCAUGCUGUUUUUUAAGUGGUUUAACUUUAGAGGUCUCUAAAAAGCCAAAUCAAAAGUGGAAAGCUUCUUUUCUCACAUUCAUCUAUGAAAACAAAUACAGUGUUAUGGGGGCUUACUGUUCAGGACUUUAUGCAUUAAUAUGUGCAUUAAUAUAUAGGAAACAAUUUUUCAAUAUUUUGGGAAAGAAGGCAACCGGAGCAAUGAUUCUUCUUCACCAACUUCACGGAGUCUAUCGUGAGGAGUCGAGGUCAGGUGAUGGAUUGAUUGGUAACAGUGUUUCAUCUACAUGCUAGAACAAUUCCAGUAAAGGGAAGCUGUGAUUUAAAAAGCUUCUUGGCUUUAAUUAGUUCGUCCACUUUCAGUUUAUUUACCAGAGUUUUGUGCAAGGAGGUCGGCUAUCACAGGCUUGUCUAACAGGUUUUAAUAGAAUUUGCUUGAAGUCCUGAUUCUUUUCCAUUUUUGAUGAACUGUGAAACCGACCAUCAGCCAUCAGUUUAUCAAGUCAUUCUUGACUGCACAAGCGUAAAGUAGUAAGAUGCGUUCAUGUGUUGGGGUGGGAGUUUAUCUUGUAGAAAUCUACUGAAUGAAACGCUGCAUCGCACACAGAAGAUGGUGUUUUCACAAAUGUCAGAUUUGAUCUCAAGUGAACAUUUCUGUGUUAACGUUCAUCAGUUUUCCUCACAGAGAAUUUUCAUGACUACUGCCAAAGCUUUUAACACAUCCUUUCAUAUUGCACAGACAGACCUAUCACACUAUAACAGAGUGCACCUGACAAUAGAGGUAUACUGAAUUUAUUAAUUUGGUUUAAUAAAGAGGUUGUGUUCAUCAACCCAUCAACAUAGCCCCCAUUCAUAGUAAUCAAAAGAUGAUCGCAUAACGCAUAUCGUAUAAUCCGUACAAUGUUCCCUCAGAAAACUAAUUAUAAUGUUGUAUAAAAAGUAUUUUGGGUUACUGAGCAACACUAUUUUUACACAUGAAACAUGUCAAAUAGUAUAGAAAUAAAUGAAAGUCUUAGAUAUUUUGAAGUGUUUGAUUAUCAUUGCCUGACAACCGUAAGAUGCUGGGUUAAGUCGCUUCAGGCAUGCUUAUUCAAACACUGAGUCAGCAUUAGUUGGAUCACAGAAAGGUUAUGAAAUCACUGAUGCCAAAAAUCUUUCAGCUUUUUGAUAUAUUUCUUUUUUCUUUUUUAGAAUAGUAGCUCAUAGAUAAUCAGCAAAUCCUGGCCCGUGUCACUAUAUCUUGUUGCAGGACAAUUAAAAAGAAAACUGUUAGGCGUGCAUGAGUCUUAAACACAGGCAGCUCCUCAGGGCAACUGAGACAACAUUAUCUUAAGCAGGGAUUGUGAGUGCAGAUAUUACAAGUUAUUUUAGGGUAACCAAAUAUAGUUCAUAUUCUAUGCAGCUUUCAAUCAUCGUCCUCAAUCUAGUGAUGUACAAUUACCUCCUGUUGUGGACCCAACGGACACGUCGAUGUGAUUAACAUGGCUGAAGAAAGAACGUGCUUCUCUUUGUUGGCUAAAUCAUGCAUUUGCUUUAACAUGAUGCCUCUGUCAUGGUCUUCACUGGACAACAAAUCAUGUAUUUUACCAGGUGUAAACUAUCCUUUGCAUUGUGUUCAAUAUUACAGACAUAAAUAAUACAGAAUGGGGAAAAAAAGAAUUAUGUGAAUAUAUUCAGACAAAAUAUGUAACAGAACUAUGUAAUUAUAAUAUAAUCCAAUACAAUAGACUUUUGGCUGCAUGCAGUCACUAGAAGCAUGGCAGCAUGCUUCUAGUGACUGCAAUGUUGGUCUGUCAGUAGUUUGGUCCAGACUGAUAUAUUUGAACAACUUUUGGACGGAUUGACAUGAAAUAUAAUGAUUGUACCGAUGUUCAUGGUGCCCAGGAGCUAAACCCUAAUGAUUUCCUCCUCGGCAUCCGCAGGUCAAAGUUUCCCCCUAUCCAUUUAAAUAUCUCAACAUCUACUUCAUGGAUUAUCACAUUUGUGCGGACAAUUAUGUUUUUUAAAGGAUAAAUCCUACCGAUUUUUGUGAUUCCCUGACUUUUCCUCUGUUGACAUUUAGAUGGAUUGCAGUGAAAUUUGGUACACAAUAACAAUAAUUUGGUUAUCCUCUAACUUCAUCUCGCGCCAUCACGGCAACAUUUCUUGCCAUUCCCUGCUAAACUAAUUACCUUUCCAUUAGCAUCAGCUGUACUUUGUGUAACAUGCUAAUUGGCAAAUGUUAGCAUGCUAACAUGCUAAACUAAGAUGAUGAGCAUGAUGUACGUUAUAGCCUACCUGCCAAACAUCGGCAUGUUAAUAUGAUCAUUGAGAGCAUGUGAGCCUCUCUGAGCUGCUAGCAUGGCCUCUUGUCGUAACUCGCAUCACUAUUAAUUGACUGUCUGCUCAUUUAGACACAAAAUGACAUGGAACAAAACAGACAUUUGAAAUAAAAUAUAAAUAACCAGCAAAAGAAUCUAAAAUAAUAUUUCAUAUAUGAGCUGAAAUGUAUGCAUUUAUUAAGUGAGUCAGAUAUUUCAUGGUUAUAUAUGUUGUCUGUAUAUAUUCAAAUCAUUAUUUCAUAAUGUAUUAUUUAUUUGUUUAAAUAUUGAACCAAUCAAGCUCAACUCAAGCUGCCUUUUUAGAAACAAAAGAACAACUUGAAGAAGGAGAUUCCUGUCGUCUUGCUUCUGUGGGAGGGCAGGAAGCGGGUACGACACAUAAUGUCUUCCUACCUUCCUUAACACUGGCUGCUGAGCGUGUACAUGUUUGUUGCUGAUGACUGUAAUGGGUAACCUCACGCUGCACUUUGUUUCUGGAAUGACAACUACUUAUACAAUAUUUGUUAUGCAAGAUAAAAGGACAGGGCUCUUUUUUCUUUUCGUAUACUGCAAGGUGCCACUCACACUGAAAGUUGCAGUUUGUACAACUGUUGAAUUGUGUUCAGUUUUGUGUAUUUAUUUACACAAUUAAGAAUAAUUAGAGUGAUUUAUACAGUGUUACUUUAAGUUCAUUUGUUGAUGUUUGCUGAUGGUUUUUCUUUUUUGUCAUGUGUUCCUUCUGUUAACUGAUUAAUGUGUUAAGAAUAAAGAACCAUUAAUUGCUGAAUUAAGA
Cottoperca gobio is the source of this 4839-nucleotide messenger RNA. Its product is annotated as ribosomal protein S6 kinase beta-2-like. The transcript has 16 exons. The record is from RefSeq and is a predicted model, not a curated record. Bases 231 to 1643 code for a protein of 470 amino acids. NCBI's taxonomy places the organism in Eukaryota, Metazoa, Chordata, Actinopteri, Perciformes, Bovichtidae. Gene Ontology annotation, molecular function: protein serine/threonine kinase activity; ATP binding. Gene Ontology annotation, biological process: protein phosphorylation; signal transduction.